Molecule: messenger RNA, 2251 nt
Organism: Corythoichthys intestinalis (scribbled pipefish)
Lineage: Eukaryota; Metazoa; Chordata; Actinopteri; Syngnathiformes; Syngnathidae
Product: pyridoxal kinase-like
Exons: 12
Coding region: 246-1229 (327 amino acids)
Biological process (GO): pyridoxal 5'-phosphate salvage
Cellular component (GO): cytosol
Molecular function (GO): pyridoxal kinase activity
Source: RefSeq, a predicted model, not a curated record
AAGAGGAUGGUUCAACCAACCCACGAGAAAGCAAUUUGAGGGACAGCCUAUGGGUUAAAAAAACAAGAGUUCAGUGUGGGAGGUGGGCGUUUCUAUAGUCGCCCUUUUCAGCUGACUACUUCGACAGGCUCCAUGUUAACUUUCUGCGCGUCCGGGGAUGUGCAAAGUGUACCUGGUGCUCUUGGACGGUUCCUCUCUGUUCUCUCCGUUCUUUGUUUUUAAAUCCAGUUUGGCCCAUUGCAGCGAUGGAAUGUCGCGUGUUGUCAAUUCAGAGUCAUGUGGUCCGAGGAUACGUUGGAAAUAAGUCGGCGACUUUCCCUCUGCAGGUUCUGGGCUUUGAAGUAGACUCCAUAAACUCUGUGCAAUUCUCCAACCACACAGGAGGUGUUCUGGGUCAGCGAAGGGCCCAUAUUGAACUUGGUGCUCUGUUUGCAUGCUACGCCCAUUGGAAGGGUCAAGUAUUGAAAGCUGAUGAGCUCAAUGUGCUGUAUGAGGGCAUCAAGCUCAAUAAGGUCAACCACUAUGACUACAUUCUCACAGGGUACAGCAGGGACACGUCCUUCUUGAUGGCCGUUGUUGACAUUAUUCAAGAGUUGAAGAAGGCCAAUCCCAGUUUGGUAUAUGUUUGUGACCCUGUAUUGGGAGACCAUGGUGCAAUGUAUGUCCCAGAAGAACUUCUGCCAGUGUAUCGGGACAAAGUAGUGCCUUUGGCCGACAUCCUUACCCCCAAUCAGUUUGAGGCAGAGCUGUUAACUGGACGGAAAAUCCGCUCAAUAGAAGAUGCUCUUGAGGCAAUGGAGCUACUUCACAAAAUGGGUCCAAAAACUGUUGUACUCACUAGUACUGACUUGCCUUCAAAUCAAGGAGAUCAGCACCUGGUGGCCCUUGGGAGCCAAAAAAUAGUAAAACCAGAUGGGAGCCUUACUGUUCAGAAGAUUUGCAUGAACAUCCCCAAAGUUGAUGCUGUGUUCGUGGGGACGGGAGACUUGUUUGCUGCUUUGUUGCUUGCCUGGACUCACCAUCACCCCAAGGACCUGAAGGCUGCCUGUGAAAAGACUGUUUCGGUCAUGCACCACGUAAUUAAGCGGACCAUUACUUAUGCUAAUGAUAAAGCCGGACCAGGGAAAAGGCCAAGCCCUGCACAGCUGGAGUUAAGAAUGGUUCAGAGCAAAGGCGACAUUGAGAAUCCUGCCAUCGUUGUGGAAGCUAAUAUUUUACACAAUUCUUAAUAUCUAGGAUAGCAACAUUCCAGAACAAAUUUUGAACAUCUGGAUGGGUAUAUACAGGAUUUUCCAAUUCAUGUCACGUAUUUGCAUCCUUCCAAAUUGACGAUGUUCAACUGUUAAUGGCCCCUUCAGAAUCACUGCCAUAUACAGUAUCUCUCUACUAUGACUUUUGUAGAUAUCACGUUCCCUUGCAUAAUUUUAAAGAAAGCUAUUAUCGAUAUUAGCCAAUAGGGCUUGAUUUUAAAGACCGUUUACUUGACCACUAAAUGCACUGCAAUAGAGUAAACACUGUUAGCGAGUGAUGCAUGCUUGCUCAUGCUUCUGCUGUCAUAACUCAUGUCAUCGCUAAGAUUGUUGAUCUUUGAACUUAACUGUAAACACUUGACACAAUAGGUUUGGAGAAAUGUCACAACUUAGUCACUCCAUAUAAAUAAUAAUGAUGUCAACAUUUGGCAGUCCUCUGACGUGAUUGUAUAAAAACAUAAUAUACAUUGCAGGUGUAUAAUGUUCUUAGAUUAAAUAUGGAUGUUGCAAGCUCAGGCAUUGACAUUUAAGGAAUUAAGGUACCGGUAUGUGUGCAGCUGAACUGGUGUUGAAGUUGUUAUGGUCCAUUGGUACUUUAAUUGUUAUUCAUUACCCAUUUUUUGUUUUAGAAUUUUAGUUUUGCUUCCAAUCCUGAUUAUAUGUCCUAAAAUCCAUCCUGUUUAUAAUUCACCCCUAUCAAAGUAGUAGAUGUAAUUUAUUAGGUCCUUGUCUUAAAACAUCUCAAAUUGAGGUAUUUGCACAGAUAAUCUUUAAUAGAGUUUUAACUGUAUUGAUGAUCACUAUUUUCUUCAUUGCCAUAUCUCCAUACUGGGCAAUAGCCUUAAAGCAGUUGGGAAUCUAAACAGGUAAUGAAUGUUUUUGUGUACAACUGUAUUAGUUGCUCAUCACAAGUCAUGUUUCAAGGCCAAAACAUAAAGCCGCUGCUCUGACAGAGCAAAUCAGAAAACAGACCUACCAUAAUAAAUACAAUUUAAUAACUA